UGCCCUGCGCGCCCCGUGCGCGAUGGGGCCGCGAGGGGCUGCGUGAGCGUUGGUUGAGGCAACAGCUACCUGCUGCCGGCGCCAUCAUCUGUCCCGACCCGUUCUGACUGUGUCGAGAAGAGGCAACAUGCCUGGCGUGAGCUGGCCCAAGGGGCCAUGGACAGCGGGGCGGAGCUUGAGCCGCUACCUGCGGCGCGUCAGGUCGCCCGGCAACGCGACGAACGCUUCUGGGAUGGCUUCUAAGAGCAGCAAGAGGAAGGAGAUCGGCAGUCGCAGUAACUCCGGGAUCCUGGGGGCCCCCACCAGAGAUAUACAAAUUUGUAUUGUGGGUGCUUCAAGAUUUCCCAUUUGGCCAGAAUGGAACGAAGCUGACAUCAGUGCAGAAAAAUGGGAUGCUGGAAAAGCUGGAAAAGAGAAAGACAAGGCUGGGAAAAGUCCUAUUUCUCAUGCCUUUGAUGAUCCAGAUGGAAAAAUAGAACUGCCAGCAUCCUUGAAAGUACAUUCAUGGAAACGACCACAAGAGUUUUCAGAGAAUGAGACUCCUGUGGUGGUCAAAAAUGAGAUCUCAUGUGACCUUUUUUCAGCAAAUGAACAUUUAUUUUGUAGUGAGCUGAUGCGAUGGAUCAUAAGUGAGAUUUAUGCCCUAUGGAAAAUAUAUAAUGAAAAGGCCUUAUCUGUUGAAACGUGCACACCGUUUUGGAGUCCAUGGGAACAUAUUUAUCCCAUCAAUAAAAAUGCUAAGGGACACAUGCCUCUGUACAAUAGCUAUGGAAAAUAUGUAGUGAAAUUGUACUGGAUGGGCUGCUGGAGAAAGAUCACUGUGGAUGAUACUAUGCCUUUUAGUGAAGAGGGUAAUUUGUUACUACCAGCGACAACAUGUCAAACUGAACUUUGGCCAAUGCUGCUGUCUAAAGCUAUCAUUAAGGUGGCAAAUACUAGUUUACGUGAAAAUGAGAAAAGAGAGCUGGAGGAAUUUACAGUUCUACAUGCACUGACUGGGUGGAUACCAGAAGUUAUCCCUCUCCAGCUUGGAUACUUGGACAAAGUCUGGGACCUUCUGAAAUCAAUUAUGCCAGAAUUUAAGUGGACAGAUGAGAAUACCUCUCAGGAAAAUACAAAACCUGAGGAGACUGAAGUGGUAAUAAAUGAAAUUCCACCUGUGAAUAAACAGCCAAAUAAACCUGAGAAAGCAGAGAAAUCUGACAAAGGAAAAGCAGAGAAGAAAGAAACAGGGAAGAAGAAAAAUAAAGAUGGAGAAAAGGAAAAAAACAAGUCAGCGCAUCGCGCUUCAGAAGCAGCAACAGAAGUGCAGGGCUCUCCUCAAUCUUUAGCUGAGAGUUCUAAUGUGCCAACCCAGCCAGAAAUGGCAGUCUACGCUGGCUGUUUGCCAUUACGUUCAUCUGAAGAGAAGAUUUUUUCCUUAGUUCAGAUGACUGAUUCUGCAGAGAAGCUGAGACAGUAUGGGAUUUCCCAAGCACACAGCCAUCCCGUCCUGGUUACUAGAACUAGGUCCUGCCCUCUGGAACCCCCAGAGCCACCGGUUGCUCCCUGGAAGCUUUUCCGUCUAAAAAAAACUGUUGCAAAAUCUGAACCUGAAGAACCUGUGGUAGAGAAACGUGAACAAUAUAUUGAGAUUACUAGCCUAUUUUUAAAUCACAAAUCCAAUCCUAUCAAAGUACCCAAAGAUACCUUCUUCACACAGUCUACCAUCCAAAAAGGAUUUCAUUUGAUGACCCAUCUUCCUUUUGUCAGUGAAAAGAAUGAAAAUUUAGUUGACAGUAAUGUGGAGUUGAAUCAAAGUGGGAGUUGCUCAAAUGUAGAAGAUUAUUCUCAGGAGCAGCACAAAACAGAGAGACCCACUGAAGAAAAAUUGCACAAGAAUAUUAGCUCUAAUGCAAAACAAAUGCCAGAAACAGCUGAUACUCUUAUGAACAGCCAGGCAGUGGAUGAAUCAAAGGAAGAAAUCGAGUCAGAAAAAACUUCAGUUUCCAAGGAAACCUGGAUUAGCAUUGAGGACUUCUGUGUUUGUUUCCAGAAUCUGUAUGUUUUUCACAAGCCACAUACAUAUGCUUAUAACUAUCAGAAGACAGACUUUAAGAUUACUGAUGAUCGAGUCUUCUAUUAUUUACUUGUGGACAGUCUGAAGCCUGUUGAAAUCCUGGUUAGCUUUUCCGCGCUAGUAUGCUGGGUUGACCCUGAAGCUGCUGAACAAGAAGGUUCUAGUAUUUCAAAGGCGCUGCUGAAGAUUGAACAUUUUUCUUGGAAAUGUAUGACUCCGGGGAAACUUGUACUAAAGAUGCAUACAUAUUCAACCAAAGCUACUGUGCUAAAUCUCCCUCUUGGACGACACAUACUUCUCUUUACAGUAAGUUCUGCUGUAGGGCACCAUAUUCAUCUCUCUAGCAUGGUGCCCUGUGUCUUUGGAGAAGAGGAUGUUGUAAUGCGAAAUCUCGAAAAGGAGAGCUGCCGAUUUAUUGAGCAGGCUACUGCUAUCCUGACAGCUAUUGGAAAUGUGAUUAAUAAUUUCAGCAGUGAGCCCAAACUUUCUGAAGCUCAGAAGGAUUUGGAACUAACUCACUGUCCUCCUGGCAUCCAUGGUACUGAAAUGGCUGAGGAACAUUUUAAGGUUUUCAAUAGUGCCUUAUGGUCUUUGAUCAAAUAUGUAUUGGACAAGAAGAUACCUCCUGAGUAUAAAUUUGCCUUCAAAUCCUUCACUUUGGAUUUUACAUUCACUGAUAUAUUUGAGGAUGAGAGUGUGUCUUCAGAAAACUGUGAAUUGGAUUCCGUUAGUAGCUGGCAGAAAAGAAUUCCCACAUUCAAAGAAACAGCAGCAGUUGUUAAACUCCAAGCUGUUUGGAGGGGCACUUAUAUAAGGAAAGUACUGAACAGCAGAAAACCAGGUACUAAAGAAAACGCUGCUGUCACAGAAACCUUGAAAAACUUGUGGACUUCAAUUGAGUUAAAUUUUGAACAGUGUGCUGUAGUGCUGUUAAGAGAAAUGUUUAAAAGAAAAUGUGACUCAAUCAAAAAUUUUCCUUGUUAUGAAGAUGAGUGGUGUAAGACCUCUUUCGCUGACUAUGCUGUAACAUAUUCUGAUCAGCCACCAUAUAUUUGGUUUGUGGUUUUUAGAGAAAUAUUUUUUGUCCCAGAAGACAUGCUCGUAGUGCCAAAGAUGUAUACCACUAUUCCUUCCUGUAGACUUCAUGUAAUUGAUAACGACACAAUGAAGGAAAUGCCACAUGUCUUUUUGAAAGUGGUGCCUCAUGUUUACCCCAAAAAUAAGAAAGGAUACACAUUUAUGGCUGAAGCAUCUACUGGUGACCAGGCUUUAGCAUCUGGAAUAUGGAGGCUCCGACUCAUCAGUUCUCAUAGUCCGCUCCCAUUCCUCGCUCGUGAGGCUGUAAAUAACAUCUAUUCUACUAAAGAAAUUAGAGAGUAUUACAUACCCAAUGACAAAUGUGUAAUAUUAAGGUAUUCAGUAAAUGUCACACUAUCACAUAUUGCUACAGUGCAGGUACAAACCUCUAAAUCAGAUGUGUUCAUUAAGCUACAAGUCCUAGAUAAUGAGGAAGAAAUUGUAAAUGUCACUGGAAAGGGCCAAGCAGUCAUUCCUGCUUUUCAUUUCUUGAGUAAUAAUCUUCUGAGUUCCCUGUCAAUUAAAAAAAAGAAUAUUCAAAAAGGUGAAAAGAAGGAAUCAGAAACUGGAAAAAGAAGAGGUGGUCAUGUUUCAGCUUCAAGGGAUACCACAAGUUAUUUCAAGGCAGGAAUUUCUCACGAACGUUCACCUGUGUUAGAAGAAGAAUCUUUCCUCUUGGAAAGCUUUGAAAAUAAUCAAGGAAGUCCACAACAAACUCACAAGUAUAUCAUACAGGCGUUGGUGUUAUAUGAUAGUUGGCCACUCACUGAGAGCCAGAUUCAGUUCGUCCAGUCACUGAAGGUAACAGAGAAAACUGAACUCAAAGCACAUGGGGAAAAGCAAGAGAAGCACAGUUUUCUCAUAAAGUCCAAUCAUUUUGAAGGACAGAGGUCUGCAAGUAUUUCUAAAUCAACCAAAAAAAUGAAAGAUAAAGCAACUGAGAAGACAGAAAGGGAGAAGACCAUUAAAGAAAGAGGAUCACUUUCAUCUCUUGUAUUUCAACCUGAAUUUGAGCAAGAUGCUAUAAACAAACCGUACUGGAUUUUACGUCUCGUUACUGAGCAGAGAGAGAUGGAUGUUCUGGAAGUGAAGAAAGACACACAGCGAGAAGAUGAGAUCAGAGCCAUGAAGCAAGCAUGGGAAUCUGCAGAGCCAGGAAGAGCUGUCAAGGCUUUUCAGGAACGCAUGCAGUUUAUCAAUAAGUAUGCUGCAAGAGAUUCUGAGGGGCCCAUAGCUGGGGUGGACAUUGCCAGAUUAUCAUCCUUGUCAGAAGACAGAGAUUCUUCUUCUCUUACUGCAGAAAAGACAACAUCACAAAUAGCAAUUGACUCAAGCUUACCAAUGGAGCAAAUAAAGUGGGAGCCUAUAGAUCUUAGUCCUUAUAUGAGGAAAACAAUGUCUAAACCUGUGCUAAGAGAUGAAUCUAUAAUUCAACAGCAAAAGAAAUGCAAAAUGGAAAAAAUUAACCAUUUUAGGCAACGAAGAGAAUUGACUUUGGAACAAAGAGAAAUGGAUCAAAAUGCCAGAGCUUUGUUGAAGAAAAAUGUACUUGAAAUGUAUGAGAAUCUGCAGGCAUCCUUAGAUGAAAUGCGAAGCAGAGUUCACAGCAUUCGGGAAGCAUACAGAAGUGAGUUGUUACAGGCUGAACUCAGAAGACGUGAAGAGCAGGCAGCUCAAGAAGCAGCAAUGUUGCAAGCAGAGCAAGAGAAGAAAAUCCAAGAAGCGAGCCAAAAAAAGCAAGGGAAAGGUGCAGGGAGAAGCAGUAGGAAGUGAUGCAGAAUUUAACUUAGCUGUUUGGGAAAUAAAAUUUAUAUGCCAAGCUUAAAGAGACUAAUUGCUAUUUUCCAGUGUUGGUGUCCAGUGUAUCACAUUACAUCUGGGCUUUGUUCUACCAAAAAAAACACCAAAAAAAGAUCUAGUAUUCUAACACAGUAUCUGAUAUUUUGCUGCUCAUAAUUGGUACUCAUUGCUAUUAACUUUUGUACUUAUUACUGGAAAUAAACUUUUGCAUCAGUAUUGCAUUCAGUUUUCUCUCAAAAUCAUGCUUUUAUGCUGUUAUGUUUUUUUUAUAGUCAAUCAAAACAGCCAGAAUUGAAACAGUGAAUGUAACCUGUCAGUUUUUUAAGUCAUUAAUUAAAUAGUAGCAUUCCACA
Molecule: messenger RNA, 5289 nt
Organism: Coturnix japonica (Japanese quail)
Lineage: Eukaryota; Metazoa; Chordata; Aves; Galliformes; Phasianidae
Gene: ADGB
Product: androglobin
Biological process (GO): proteolysis
Molecular function (GO): heme binding; oxygen binding; calcium-dependent cysteine-type endopeptidase activity
Source: RefSeq, a predicted model, not a curated record